Cercospora beticola is the source of this 2625-nucleotide messenger RNA. RefSeq names its product threonine/serine exporter family protein. Gene Ontology annotation, biological process: transmembrane transport. Gene Ontology annotation, molecular function: transmembrane transporter activity. NCBI's taxonomy places the organism in Eukaryota, Fungi, Ascomycota, Dothideomycetes, Mycosphaerellales, Mycosphaerellaceae. The record is from RefSeq and is a predicted model, not a curated record.
CAGCGAUUCAGUCUUACCUGCCACUUGGGUCUUUCAUUGUAAGUUUGAUACGCUACUCUCGUUCAUUCUUUCAUCAUCUCCGAUAAUAUGGAUCGCCCUACGCCGCAACAGCCUUCAAGUCCGGGCGAACUGGACGACGACCCGGAUAUUCAAUACGAGUAUGCGAUGGGGGAGGGUGGUGAGAGAAGAGUGCGAGUUCGAUUCAAUUCUCGCGCUGCAGCGCAGUCGCCACCUGCUGCACAUGAGCCUACUUUCCCUUCUGCUGCUAUUACACAAGAUCAAAUCAAGGAUUCGAAACGGCCACAUCCCAUACUGCGAGACAGGUCGAAAGAGAAUGUACCAACGCUGGGAAGCAAUGAUGAGAAUGAUAAGCAUGCUCAAGAUCGAGCUGCUGCUGAGGCUCAGAGUCGAGGGAAUGCAAUGGCGGAAAGAGUCAGACGAGACUCGCCGCCAUACUCUUCUCGGAAUUCCAUUGAGUCUACAGCAUACACAGAAGAUGGCGAGAGCGAUUUUGAACUACUUGGAAACUCCGGAGACAUUGCGAUGAAGCCGUACGCUCAUGACGAAGAUGGACAUAGACGUACCUACAGCCACGAUACGUUGGUAGGUUAUCCUGCGCCCGAUGGAUACGCCACAGACUUGGAGAGAGGUCCGGAUUCCGAGGAAGCGACAGAGAACAAGGACGAGAAGCCACAAAAGCAAUACGAAGAGAUCUACAAUGGGUAUGUGGAUGGGUCGUACAAUGUUCCCAAGCCGGAGAAGUAUCGUGGUGGUGUGCUUUCUCAGCUUCUGAAGCUUCACAAGCAGUCUGAACUUGGUGGCAUGCGAGAUCUGAUGCAAACACCGCCAACUCCUGGCCACCGCAAAACUGGAUCCGAGUCUUCUGUAUCCGCUUCUGGGACGAGCACGCCUGGUCGAAGGAAGUGGUAUGAACAGAAUGAGCAGUCUCGGGACACUUUGGCAACUCUCAUUGGAGCCUCCAAUAGUUUGGCUACGCCGGCAGGUCCGAAGGUCGAUGGGAGAGUACCACGGCUAAAGAAGAAGCGAGAUUCGAGCAUGGCUCACCGACUGAGUGCAUUCUUCAAGCAAGAAGAAACGCAAGUCAAGAUGCACAUUUCUGGAAUUCUUGCUCGACAGGAAUUCAUUCUCAAGAUGUGUAGGGCGCUGAUGUUGUAUGGUGCCCCAACUCACCGACUGGAGGAAUACUUGACCAUGACUGCACGAGCACUGGAAAUCGAGGCUCAGUUCUUGUACAUUCCCGGCUGCAUGAUUAUCUCCUUCGAUGAUGCGACAACGCACACCACGGAAGUGAAGCUGGUUCGCCUUGCGCAGGGUAUCGAUCUGGGUAAACUCAAGGACGUCCAUCGGGUAUACAAGGAGGUCAUUCACGAUGUGACGAGCGUGGAAGAAGGCACCGGCCAACUGGACGAACUCAUGGCUAGGAAGCCACAAUUCCAUCCCUGGUUCCGGGUUUUCGUGUUCGGUAUGACGAGCGUCACGGCUGCUCCAUUUUCCUUCAACGCGCGAUUGAUCGACCUUCCACUUUGCUUCUUCUUCGGUUGUCUGGUUGGAGCUCUCCAGCUCAUUGUGGCUCCUAUGUCACCUCUUUACAGCAACGUGUUUGAAGUGAGCGCGACUGUGCUCGUCAGCUUUUUGGCUCGUGCGUUUGGCACGAUUCGAGGCGGCAGUCUCUUUUGCUUUUCCGCUCUGGCACAAGGUGGCAUUGUCAUGCUGUUGCCGGGAUACAUGUUUCUGUCUUCGUCGCUGGAAUUACAAGCAAGAGCUAUUGUUCCUGGUUCAAUCCGGAUCGUCUACGGAGUGGUCUAUUCUUUGCUCCUCGGAUUCGGCAUCACCAUUGGAUCAGCUUUGUACGGGCUCAUCGACAAGAACGCUACUUCCGAUCUUGAAUGCCGGAAUCCACUUCCGUCAGAGUAUGGAUUCGCGUUCGUUCCAUUCUUCGUGAUCUGUAUUAGCAUCCUCUACCAGGCGAAGUGGAAGCAGAUGCCGAUCAUGGUCAUUGUGGCUUGCGCUGGCUACGUCGUCAACUACUACAGCAGCUUGCGCUUCGCAAAGAGCCCGCAGAUCGCGAGUACCUUAGGCGCGUUCGCUGUCGGUGCUCUGGCAAACUUGUACUCGCGUUUCCGGCACGGCGUAGCGGCAGCUAUCCUCGUUCCAGCCAUCUUCACGCAAGUUCCGGGAGGUCUUGCAAGCACUGGCGGGUUACUGAGUGGGCUUCGUGUCGCGAAUGAGAUCAACAACUCGACUUCUACAAUCAAUGGCGCAAGUGGAUAUGAGAAGAUUGGCGCGGUGACUGGAGCUAGCUCCAACGAGCUGGUAUUCAACGUUGCGGGUUCGAUGAUUCAAAUUGCGGUUGGCAUUACUGUUGGAUUGUUCUUGAGCGCUUUGGUAAUUUAUCCUCUCGGAAAGAGAAGGAGCGGGCUUUUCAGCUUCUAAAAAGUUUGGAGAAAUAGACAAUAGAUCAAAAAGGAUAGAGAUACAGCGGAUCGGGAGGGCGAUCUGCUUCAUGACACUUAUGAGGUGUGUACGAUAGAAAGGGAAGAGAAAAGUAAUGAUAUGAUCUGAAGCGGGCAACACUGAGCCCCACGCCAAGCAUAAUGCCCCCAC